AUGCAUUUCAAGGUCAAUACUGCGUUUGUGUUUGCAGCGACUGCCUCUGCACUGCAAGUCACUUCGCCCACCAAAGACACAAAUGUCGACCUGUCCAAGUCGACUGAGAUAACCUGGAGCCAUGUUGAAUCCGACCCUACCUCCUUUGACAUUGAGCUCGUGAACGAGCACGUCAAUCCCGCCGUCGCCAAAACCAUCGCCACAAACGUGCAGACCAGCGCCGGCUCGUAUACCUUCAGCAACCUCGACGCAGCAGCUGGCAGGGAAGGAUACCAAAUCAACUUCAUCUCCAACGAACCCCAAAAUACGGGUAUUCUUGCACAAUCGCCCGGCUUUGACGUUUCCAAUGCUAGUGGAAGCAGCUCGACACUGAGCGCCGAGUCGUCGACGACGUCAGGCAGUUCGACUAGUACAGGUAGCUCUAGUGCUACUACUUCUACCACGGGAACAUUUACUUCGACUUCCAUGUCGAUGACCAGCGGGGCCUCGAGCUCGGCGAGCAAGACAGCUUCGGCGAGUCACUCGGGAGUGUCGUCUUCGAGCACUGCGCAGCCGAGUACCGGUGCGGCGAGUGCGUUGGGGGUGUCGGCUGUGGGUAGUGUUGUGGGUGGUGUCCUUGCGCUUUUGUUGUAG
This is a messenger RNA of Talaromyces proteolyticus, 633 nucleotides long. RefSeq names its product Ser-Thr-rich glycosyl-phosphatidyl-inositol-anchored membrane family-domain-containing protein. The transcript has 4 exons. The record is from RefSeq and is a predicted model, not a curated record. Lineage: Eukaryota; Fungi; Ascomycota; Eurotiomycetes; Eurotiales; Trichocomaceae. Bases 1 to 633 code for a protein of 210 amino acids.